AUCCAGAGGUGCCAAUUACGCACAGGGGAUGCGCUGAACAUUUCAGCAAGCUAAAUAACAACAAAAGCUGUUUUUUUUUUUUUUAUUCUGGAGAUCUUCUGUCACUGAUGACGGUCACAUACACGGCUAGAGUUGCAAACGCCCGAUUCUGUGGCUUCUCCAAGCUGCUCUGGGCCUGGAAAGGGAGCAUCUACAAGGUGUUAUAUAAAGAAUUCCUGGCUUUCUUUGCCAUGUAUACCGCCAUCAGUAUUACUUACAGAUUUUUCCUGUAUGAUGACCAGAAAAGGUAUUUCGAAAAGCUGGCAAUUUACUGCAAUCACUAUGCCAGUCUCAUCCCCAUGUCUUUUGUACUGGGUUUCUAUGUGACCCUGGUGGUGAACAGGUGGUGGAACCAGUACACCAGCAUCCCACUUCCUGACAGACUCAUGUGCGUCCUGUCAGGCGGCCUCCAGGGGAGCGAUGAGCGAGGCCGUCUGCUGAGACGCACCAUGAUGCGCUACGCCAGUCUGUCAGCCCUGCUCAUCCUCCGCUCUGUCAGCACUGCUGUCUUCAAACGAUUCCCCACCAUGGACCACGUGGUAGAGGCUGGAUUCAUGACAAGAGAUGAGCGAAAGAAGUUUGAGGGUCUCCACUCUCCAUAUAACAAGUACUGGAUCCCCUGUGUUUGGUUCACCAACUUGGCUGCGGUGGCUCGCUGCGAAGGCAGAAUCAAAGACAAUCACACUCUCAAACUACUGCUGGAGGAACUGAAUGCAUUCAGAGGGAAGUGUAGCAUGCUGUUUCAUUAUGACAUGAUCAGUGUUCCUCUGGUCUACACUCAGGUGGUGACUUUGGCCGUGUACAGUUUUUUCCUGGUGUGUCUAAUUGGUCGCCAGUUCCUGGACCCCAGUCAAGGUUACCCAGGUCAUGACCUUGACCUCUACGUGCCCAUCUUCACUCUACUGCAGUUCUUCUUUUAUGCAGGCUGGCUCAAGGUUGCUGAGCAGCUGAUCAACCCCUUUGGAGAAGAUGAUGACGACUUUGAGACCAACUGGCUGAUAGACAGAAACUUCCAGGUGUCCAUGAUGGCUGUGGAUGAGAUGUAUGGAGAUUUGCCGAUGAUGGAGAGAGACCGUUACUGGAAUGACUCCAAUCCCCGUCCACCCUACACCGCAGCCACUCUCUUCGUCCUGCGUAAGCCCUCGUUCCAGGGGUCCACUUUUGACAUGGCGAUUCCUAAAGAGGAGAUGCACUUCCAGCCUUUGGAAGAUAUUGCUGAGAACUUGGAGGAGUCAGGAACUCGCCAUCCUAACAUGGCGCUCUUCAACCGCCUUCUCAACUCAGCCCCAUCACCGACUGGCCUAAUGGGAGGGGCCCUUCGACGGACCUCAGCACAGCUCCAGAGACUGCGCCACUUCCCCGGCAUUGACCAGUACAACAGCGAUGAUGAAGACGAGGACAGCUGUAAAAUAGGUAAAGCGGGGUCUCUGCCAUCAGGGCUCGGGCAGGAGACACAGAGCACUGUGUGCAGUUUUAGGGAAGAGAAGAGCGUCAGAACGCCUUUGCUGGAGAUUCAGUUUGGGUCUGAGCAGGACAGGCCAGGAGAGCAACCUGCCAUCAAGGAGAGGAAAGAGCUGAGUAGAGUGGAGAGUAAGUGCAACGAAGAGCACCAGAUUGGGGAAGAAGAAGGGAAAGGAGAGCGCGGAGAGACAACCAGAGCUCCAGUGUCUCUGCUUCCUCCCCCACCUAAGUCCUCCAGAGAGAAGUCUUCUCGACCAUCCUCCUCCAUUCCCAUCACCUCGAGUCACCCCUCUGCUCUCCUCUUUCACCCAGCUGCCCACUCUAGUCUGGAGCUCUGCAGCUCCCAGCCAGCUAUCAGUCACAACAAAGCUGUGUCCACCCCCAAACCUCCCUUGGGAGGAAACAAAAUGUCCUUCCUCACUGUGCCAUCCUUCAGUGAACCUCAGCGUUUUCGCAGUGUGAGCAUGGGGUCAGAGCUCACAGGGUCUUAGGUGGACAGUUGGUAGGUUCACAUGAACUUGCGAUGGUUUGAAAAUAUAAGGCUUGAUGCAGUGCAUGCUUUCAGACGUGAAGUUAGUCACUGAAGUGGAACUUUCAGUCUUACUAGUUAGUAGCACCUUCGUGGCCACAGUUUUUGGAAAUUAGUUUAGUACAUAAAACACUCUGAUUUUGUCAUGCAACUUCUGAAGUUUGACUUUCAACAAUGAUCUGUAAUUAGUUUCAAAAAUCAAAAGAGAGAGAGGGAUAGGAAAUAUGAAUAACACUAUGUUUUGAUAUGUUUAAAGGAAUACGAUGACCUUUGGAAAUCCAUGUUUUUACUCUCAUGUCUGAGAUAGAAAACAUCUAUUUCAGUUUGAUCAUUUUGAAUUACUGUAACCGGAAGCAGGUGGAAAAUCAUCAUUUUUUUUUAAAAGGGAAGAGCUCAGAGUAAUCUGCAUGUUGCAUCUUGAUAGCUGAUGAGAGAUACCAGGUUUUAAUUUAGAGUUGUAAAAUUUAAAACUUUUAACAUUAACCAAAGUUUAUUUUGAAAAAAAAGCAAAAUGCAUGCAUGACACAGUUUUCUAUGUUCAUCUAAUUCAUCUUGAUUAUUUAAAAAAGUAAAUACAUGCACAUUUAUGACUUAUUGUUUUCAUUUUCUACUACUUAUAAUAAUAUAAUAAUAAUAAUAAUAUUGGCUUAAAUUAAUUAACACAAUAAUUCGACACAAAAAUACAUUUAUACAUUUGAUACACUGUUUCAACAAAUCAAUGAAUGAGUAUUUAAAAACACAUUUUUUAGUUAUAACAACACUGUUAUCUGCAAGUGCCAAAUGUACAUUCUGUGCCAACAGUGACCAGCAGGGGGUGAUAGCAGCAAACAAAAAACAGCACAGACAGAAAUCCUCAAGUCAAUUAAAAGAAAACUCAAAAUACUUAACCAAGCCUGAUCUUAGCCUCACACAGGCUUUGCUCCUACAAGAGGAUACAAUAAUUUUCACAUUUCAAACUAAGGGAUGGUAACUACAGUUUUUCCCGUGAUUUUCUCUCACGAAUCACCAUUUCGAUCAUUUCUAACAGUUGCCUCAGAGCUAUAUCAGCUCUUUGGAUUAAUAAACUGCAUUUUUAACAUCUAAUAAAAUGGAACUGAUUUGGGUGCAUGGGUUGCCCAGAGCCAAAACAAGACUAAGGCGCAAUCAUUUUAGAUGGCUUGGUUAAUUUGUAGGCAGUGAAAGACUUAUUAUGGGUAGGAAAGAGGAGUGCAAAAGGUCACCUCAGUAAAGUGGGAAGUGGGAGUUGUUUGGUCACUCAUAUUUUUAGAUUUGUAUUGAUGCUGGCUCAGUCUGGUCUUCUUAGAAGCAAAGGAUAUGGGUAAAUAACAAAAACAGGAAACAAACAGUGAUAUUGUUUAAUCCCUGCAAUCACUCGUGGACUUGUUUUCGAGUUAUUGUUAUCCUCAAAGCCAUUCUUCUUAACUUUUAUGUAUGCUUUCUGAACAGUGUUGCAGUACUCGUAAUGCUUUGUCAGGCUGCCAGGAUCCAUUUCCCCUCUUCUUCCUGUCUGGACCUUGUUUAAUAAAUCUGUGAAACUUAAAAUCAAUUUAGAGAAACAAGCAGAUAAGAGCUCACCUCUGAGAUAGAUGCCUUCGUGCAGACUUGCUUCCGCAUUGCUGGUCAUUAUUUCAGACAGAUGAAAGACAAAUAUGAGCAGAAUAUAACAAAAAUACAUUUGUGUGACUGACCAAAUGACACAGCAGAAGGCCCAUGACCUACCUUCAUCGCGGCUCAGUGCCGCUCUCGGCUGUUUUGGAGCAGAAGACCUUACGUACAGAACAAUAGGGAGAGGUGCUGCACUCUGAAGUGUCCUGCCUCCUCUCCAAAGUCAAGGAUCCCAUCCUGCUGAUCUGGGGACAUUCAGCCAGUCCCUCGGGAGGGGAUUAGUGCAGUGACACAACGCAAUAAGCUUGACACACGUGGAAAUAAAUAGGGUAUAAAGCUGCAUGUCGUAAAGUGUUAUCGGCACAAAAAUUACGACCUGGUAAACAAUACUAAUAAAUUGAUGUUAGAGAGUGAGACUGAAUCUUUUUAUGAGCUGUAUCAUGUCGCAACAAUCUGAUGUUUCUACAAAGAGCUGGUACUUACUACGCAUGUUUGUUUGUCUGUGUAACUGAAUCAUUACCAGUUUCAGUGACCCAAAAAUUCUGUAGUUCCCCUCAUUAUCACUUGACCAGCAUCAAAGGCUAGCAGUAUCUGCAUAUCAGGGAACAUCAAGAAACAGAGAAACUGUCCGGCCACAUGUGGCUAUACUUUUGUACUGAAGCCCUCUUUUGUCAGUCUCCCAGAGUCAGUUUUUACAAAGGUCAACCCAUUCCAGUCUUUGUGCUGGCUUCAGGGGAAAUGUGGUUGAUGCUUCUGUCAUUAAGUGUGAAAACACAAGUGUGGGGGAGGAUUUCAAAGAAGUGUGCAUUUCUCUGGAACCAGGAGAACUGAGGUCAGCAAGCAGGCUUACUGAAACUAUCUCAGUAAGCCUAAGACUCAGAGCUGCUCUGCCGUCCAACAAUCAGCCCAUAUUUACCACGUAGUAGUGUGUGUUUGCACACUUCAGUACUCACGCUGCUUAUAUGUGUUUGCCACUGUGUAGUUUCAGUUUAUGGACUUUGUGGAAAAAGAAGCGUGUUCCUGAAACAGAAAAAAGCGAAAGAAACAAAAAAUGUGGGAAGAAAGGAAACUUUCACAAGAUAAGCUUCUUGGAAUAUGAAACCUGUGAAUGUUUACUUUGUUAUGACAGAUGUGGAUCACAAGACCACAACAGACACAAGAAAUGCUGCAGAUUCCUGUUAGUUAGCAUUGCUUGAACAUCAGUUGUGAAAGCUUCCUCCUACUUACUUCAGUUUCUGAGCUGCAGAAUCACAGACUGCGAAUUCUAAAAAUUUCUGCUUCAUCACAGUCAGUUUCCUCGCAUCAGCUUACCCAUACCAAAACCUAUAAAUAUAAAAACACUCAAGUUAAAGGAAAUUCUUAUUUAUUCCAUCUAUAUUUAUAGCUUUCACUAUAACUCGAUCGGGAAUGAUACACCGAUAGACUUUAGGCCUGGGAACACAACCAAGUCCAGCAGGUGUAUUAAAUAUGAGUGGGUGGAUGAUCAGUGAGGCCAACCAUGCCACAAGAAGAAGGCGCUCCUAAACCGCUUUAUUUCAAACUAAAACUGAAAGUGAGCACGCCCAAAAUGUCAGUAAUACGUUUAAAUUGCUCAGGAAAACGGUGUGCGUGAGCAAAUAUACUGUAAGUACAGUAGGGCAACUCUGGAUCAGGAAGACGAGUUUUGAAAUGUGGCAGCUUACAACAGACACUUGUCUGUGUUUUGUUUUCAAAUACUUCGGAAACCUGUCUGUCCACCGGACUGCUUGUGUAUCCUGUCCUGUUAGACUUUCCUGUAAUUUUGGCAAAAUCUCAUGGAGGAAAUCACAUUUGUGUCAAAU
Molecule: messenger RNA, 5454 nt
Organism: Oreochromis aureus
Lineage: Eukaryota; Metazoa; Chordata; Actinopteri; Cichliformes; Cichlidae
Product: bestrophin-2-like
Exons: 10
Coding region: 108-1991 (627 amino acids)
Molecular function (GO): chloride channel activity
Source: RefSeq, a predicted model, not a curated record